Sporothrix schenckii 1099-18 is the source of this 1194-nucleotide messenger RNA. RefSeq lists its product as uncharacterized. NCBI's taxonomy places the organism in Eukaryota, Fungi, Ascomycota, Sordariomycetes, Ophiostomatales, Ophiostomataceae. The transcript has a single exon. The record is from RefSeq and is a predicted model, not a curated record. Gene Ontology annotation, cellular component: anaphase-promoting complex. The coding region runs from base 1 to 1194 and encodes 397 amino acids. Gene Ontology annotation, biological process: anaphase-promoting complex-dependent catabolic process.
AUGCUCCGCCGCCCGCCGACCGUGCUGGCCGUCACGGCAGAGGAUGUGGCAGCGUACGAAGAUCGGAUCAAAAGGCAACAAGAGCUGCAGCAGCAAGACCGGCAGCGGCGGCAGCAGCAGCAGAUCCAAAUUCUCCAGCAGCAGCAGCAGCAGAACCUGCAGCAGCAGCAACGACAGGGUGCCCGCUACAAUGGCGAGCCGCAAGGGGUAGCCGGCAGCCUUUACGAGGACGCGCAUGGCGUUCCAGCCAACAACAUCGGCGGCAUGGGCGGCAUGGCAAGCAUGAACCUGCCGCCGUUCUCCUCGUCGCCGUCGCCGCCGCCCAUGUCGUCCGAGGCCUACCACUAUCAGCGGCAGCGCCACCACAUGUCGGCGGCGGCCAUGUCGUCUGCGGCGGCCAGCCGAGCCGCCUGGCGAUGGACGCAACAAGAAGGCCAGCGGCACCACGAGCAGGGCCCGUUCCCGGGCGGUUUCAACGAAGCGGAGGAGGAAAGUGAGGGGGAGGAGGAGGCAGCGGCGGAGGAGGCGGAGGGCGACGAAGAUGGGGCAGAAGGCGUGGUGGCUGGAGACAACGACGACGACGACGACGACGACGACGACGACGAUGACGCACUCAAUGCCAUGGCCAACGAGCUGCUGGUGGACGAUUCGGACGACGGCGGCCAGAUGGACAUUGAGGACCAACAACCCCCGCCAGCACCGUCGCGAGCACGAGCUCAGCCGCGGGGUGCAUCUGGAGCGCCCGACACAGCAUCGACGGCAGCAUCAUCCCGGCGAGGGGCCCCAGGGGCCGCGACUGGCUCCGCCGCACGACGGACAGGAGCAGCAGCCGGACCGCCGGUACGGACACCCCAGCAGCAGCACGGGCCGUCGGCCGCGGCCCACAUGACGACGCCCCCAGUCAACCCGAGCCACCCACGACAGCAGGCCACCAACCCCAACGCAACCACCACCGCCACCCAGCACCUCGUCCACCAGAGCCACCCGACCUACCACCCCGGCUCGUCGGCGCCCAUGGGCCCGCCGCCCGUCACGCGCCACCCGCAUGCAGGCGAACGCGGCGGCGCGUCCCGGCGGACGCAGCAGCAGCAGCAAGCGGCGGCCAACACGACGCCCUCCGAGGGGCGCUCGACACGGAGCCGGGACGAGCGUAUCGGCGUCGGCGGUGGAGCGGCUAACCGAGUGCGGCGAUAG